UUACCAAUUACCGGAGGGAUAUAAUAUAAAUAGUAGCGAAUUAACAAAGAGAAGUUGAAAGUGAAAAUUAGGGUUUUGUUUAUUGUACUAGUUGUUGCCAACCAACGAGGAUGAUUUACGACGUGAAUUCGCCGCUUUUCCGAUCGUUCCUCAGCCAGAAGGGAGGUGCAUCUGACAAGAGGAAAACAGAAGAGCAGAAGCCCAAGGAACAGAGGCCAAAAGCAAGUGAAAACAAGCCUGUUAUGAAUGAAUGA
Molecule: messenger RNA, 254 nt
Organism: Solanum stenotomum
Lineage: Eukaryota; Viridiplantae; Streptophyta; Magnoliopsida; Solanales; Solanaceae
Product: wound-induced basic protein
Exons: 2
Coding region: 111-254 (47 amino acids)
Source: RefSeq, a predicted model, not a curated record